Ochotona princeps (American pika) is the source of this 3667-nucleotide messenger RNA. It is a transcript of the gene PDE1C, whose product is annotated as phosphodiesterase 1C. Lineage: Eukaryota; Metazoa; Chordata; Mammalia; Lagomorpha; Ochotonidae. The transcript is spliced from 20 exons. Gene Ontology annotation, molecular function: 3',5'-cyclic-nucleotide phosphodiesterase activity. The coding region runs from base 152 to 2587 and encodes 811 amino acids. The record is from RefSeq and is a predicted model, not a curated record. Gene Ontology annotation, biological process: signal transduction.
GCCUGGGGAGGGGCUGCCGCUCUCCGAGUCUGAGGCGGCGCGGACGCGUGGGGGCGCCUCGGCGCCUGGAGGGCGGGAGCUCGCUGCAGGCCUGGGGUGUGGAUCCCACGGGGAGCCCGGGCGCUCCCCGGGCCCAGGCUGGCCCGCCGAGAUGGGCUCGGUCUCCUCAGCGCUGACGAGGUCCCGCAGCACCGUGGUGCAGUUGGGCUCGGCGCCACCUCAGCCCGAGCAGCUACCGGCCACUUCUGCUGCUGGCAAAGACAGAUUCUUUCUGCCCAAGAAGACCCGGAGGCCGGGAUCCGGGCGCGGAGCGACCCCCACCCCGCCGCCCGCUGCCUGGGAGGCGCAGCCCGCCAGCGACGGCCGCGAAGGACGCGCCAAGUUGGCGAGCCCCGAGCGAAGCCCGGAGCUGUCUCCGGUGCUGAAGCAGGCGGAGGCGGCGUCCCAGCCGCACCUGUCCCGGAGCCCCAGCGCCGCAGAAGCAGGUGCCAGGAGGAGUGCCACUGAUGCGGAGAAGUGCAGCCCCCUGGGGGACACUGUGGAGAAACUCCCCGGGGAUGGAGAGCAAGUUGCAAACGAAGCCGGAGACAAGAAUGCCAGACCCCUCGCACGCUUCUCCCGGUCUAAGUCACAGAACUGUUUGUGGAACUCCCUCAUCGAUGGGCUCACGGGGAAUGCCAAGGAGAAGCCACGGCCAACGAUCGUCCAUGACCCGCGCCCACCAGAAGAGAUCCUGGCUGAUGAACUGCCACAGCUGGAUAGCCCAGAAGCGUUGGUGAAGACAUCCUUCAGGAGGAAAUAUAAGAAAACAUCUCAGAGGUUACGGUCUUUGGUCAAACAGUUGGAGAGAGGGGAGGCCUCAGUGGUGGAUCUGAAGAAGAAUUUGGAAUAUGCAGCUACCGUGCUGGAAUCUGUCUACAUUGAUGAAACCAGGCGACUCCUGGAUACAGAAGAUGAGCUCAGUGACAUUCAGUCCGAUGCUGUGCCUUCUGAGGUCCGAGACUGGCUGGCCUCUACCUUCACCCGGCAGAUGGGGAUGAUGCUUAGGAGGAGUGAAGAAAAGCCCAGGUUCAAGAGCAUCGUCCAUGCUGUGCAGGCUGGGAUAUUUGUGGAGAGAAUGUAUAGACGGACAUCAAACAUGGUUGGCCUGAGCUACCCACCAGCGGUUAUUGAAGCAUUAAAGGAUGUGGACAAGUGGUCCUUCGAUGUCUUUUCCCUCAACGAGGCCAGUGGAGAUCAUGCACUGAAAUUCAUUUUCUAUGAAUUACUUACACGCUAUGAUCUAAUUAGCCGCUUCAAGAUCCCCAUUUCUGCACUUGUCUCCUUUGUGGAGGCCCUGGAGGUGGGCUACAGCAAGCAUAAAAACCCCUACCACAACCUGAUGCAUGCAGCCGAUGUCACCCAGACUGUGCACUAUCUGCUGUACAAGACAGGAGUAGCGAACUGGCUGACAGAACUGGAAAUCUUUGCUAUCAUCUUCUCAGCUGCCAUCCAUGACUAUGAGCAUACCGGAACCACCAAUAAUUUCCACAUCCAGACACGGUCUGACCCAGCCAUCCUCUACAAUGACAGAUCGGUGCUGGAGAAUCACCAUUUGAGUGCAGCCUAUCGCCUUCUGCAGGAAGAUGAGGAGAUGAAUAUUUUGAUCAACCUCUCCAAGGAUGACUGGAGGGAGUUUCGGACCUUGGUAAUUGAGAUGGUGAUGGCCACGGAUAUGUCUUGUCAUUUCCAACAAAUCAAAGCGAUGAAGACUGCCCUACAGCAGCCAGAAGCAAUUGAAAAACCAAAGGCCUUAUCCCUGAUGCUGCACACGGCGGACAUCAGCCACCCUGCAAAAGCCUGGGACCUGCAUCACCGCUGGACCAUGUCACUCCUAGAGGAGUUCUUCAGACAGGGCGACAGAGAAGCAGAGUUGGGACUACCUUUUUCUCCUCUGUGUGACCGAAAGUCGACGAUGGUUGCUCAGUCGCAAGUAGGUUUUAUUGAUUUCAUCGUGGAACCCACCUUCACCGUGCUCACGGACAUGACCGAGAAGAUUGUGAGUCCACUAAUUGAUGAAACUUCCCAAACCAGUGGGACAGGACAGAGGCGUUCAAGUUUAAAUAGCAUCACUUCAUCAGAUGCCAAGCGGUCAGGUGUGAAGAGCUCUGGGUCGGAAGGAAGUGCCCCCAUCAACCACUCUGUCAUCCCUGUUGACUACAAGAGCUUUAAGGCUACGUGGACUGAAGUGGUGCACAUUAAUAGGGAGCGAUGGAGGGCCAAGGUGCCCAAAGAGGAGAAAGCCAAGAAGGAGGCUGAGGAAAAGGCUCGCCUGGCUGCUGAGGAGAAGCAAAAGGAAAUGGAAGCCAAAGGCCAGGCGGAAGAGGGCAAGGUGGAGAAGAAGGCAUCUGGAGAUGCCAAGAAUCAAGGUAACGGGACACGCACAAACAGAAGUGAGAACCCUCGUGGGAAGAAUGCCAAGGUGGAGAAGGCAUCGGGAGAAAAGUCACAGACUGGUGACUUGAAAGAUGGUAAAAAUAAGACAGAGAAGCAGGAUCACUCCAACGCUGGAAAUGAUUCAAAGAAAACAGAUGAUUCGGAAGAGUAAAACAGACCUCAGAUACAAUAAAAGAGGCUGCCCAUGCCUCCCAUCAUUUUAGCUGAGCUGCUUCAUUCUCCCUCUUCCACAAAGACCUGUUUCUGGGGAAGGUGUGCAACUUUCAAAAGCAAGCUCUCCCCUGCACCACCCCUGACACUUGGCCUUCUCUCAUGGGUCUCCUCCAACGGGAUGACUCUGGGAGUUGGUUUAAGAUCUGAGAACUACUGGGGAUUUUCCCCCAAGCAAACAAGCCAACUUGAGAUUUUUGCACAGAGGUACAACAUGAAGGGACUUCCUCAAACUCCUUUGCUGGUGACCUGGCUUUCAAGGCACCUGUCUGGCCUGAUGAGAAUGGACAUCCUGGAUGCGCCGAGGCCUGGAAAAGUCACAGAAACUGCCAUUUUAUUACUGUCAAUGCCAUUACUUUAAGGGUUUUUACACUGGCUACUGUGAUGGAUACAGCCAUACCAGCCAUCAUCACAGCUAAGAUAUUUGAUUUCUGGUUUUUUCCUGAAUCAGGACCAUUUAUUUUCUUCAAUUUCUUUUCAGAUGUAAGCAUUGUUUUUGUGCUUUUUUUCUCCAUUUGUAUAAUAUGUAAUUCUGUGUUUUUUUUAAAAGAAAUGAUCCUACAGAAGUCUUUGAUGUUUUUCUGUGCAUUCAUAUUAAUGAUCCUAACCGUUCAGGCAAGAACUCCAUUGUUUUCACUGAGUAGCAUCCAUAGUCAAGUGGUGACUAAAGUUAGGACCACUGGCUGUUCCUCUUCUGAUGGAUUAGCUGUGGAUUAACUUCAUCAUUCAAGUGCUAAGGGAACUGGUUCCAGGGAGAUAUUACAGGCAUUUCAUAUGGAGCAAUCAUUAAAUAAGAAUAGUAGGGGCUGUAUUGCUAUUCUUUCAAAACCUGAAACCAAGUUAAACCAAGUUAAAAGUGAUAUCCGAUGGAGUGUAAGAUAAGGUCGACUAUGAGUCUACAUAGCUUGAUCAAAGCGAUUUUCAAACUGGAUAUGGGCCACCAAGGUGUCUGAGUUCUCCCCCAAAGUAAAUCACAUGAUAUGUUAGGCUGAAGUGGGAUUGAUAGUAGGGAGGAAUUCAG